GAUAAGAUGACUAAAAAUAUCUCAGAAAGAGAACGUUCCCAGUAGCGAGAAUUUCCUCAACCCAAAACUUUGGCUUUCCUCUCUGUCUCUCCCAUGGCUUCUUCUUCUCUGCCCACACCAAUAGACGCCUGUCUAACAAAGCAACAAUCAGACACAAGGAGACCCAUUUUCUUCACCAAACCACUGAAGCAAAAACAAAUCAGAAAAUUCACCAUUUCUUGUUCCUCCAAACCAGAAACACCAAGCACUACAAAACCAUCUUUGUCUGAGCAGCUCAGGCCUCUCUCCAAAACCAAACUCCCUCCUACAAACACUGUUCCCACAGAUUAUCUCUUAUCCAAGCCGAAAUCCACUUGGGUCAAUCCCACCAAGCCUAAAAGGUCCGUGCUUUCAUUGCAGAGGCAAAAGCGCUCUCCUUAUUCUUAUAACCCACAGCUCAAGGAAUUAAAGCUGUUUGCUCAGAAGCUCAACAGUUGUGACUCCACUGAAGCUGCUUUCUUCGACGCUCUUGACGAGAUUCCUCAUCCACCCACCAGAGAAAAUGCACUCCUCAUCCUCAACUCCUUGAGAACCUGGCAAAAUACACACUUAUUCUUCAAAUGGGUCAAGACCCAGAAUUUGUUUCCGAUGGAAACCAUAUUUUAUAAUGUUACAAUGAAGGCUUUGAGGUUUGGGAGACAGUUUCAGCUUAUUGAGGAGCUUGCACUGGAAAUGGUAAGUAAUGGGAUUGAGCUUGACAAUAUUACUUAUUCUACCAUUAUCACUUGUGCAAAAAGAUGUAAUCUUUUUGAUAAAGCUGUUGAGUGGUUUGAAAGAAUGUAUACAACUGGUUUGAUGCCUGAUGAAGUUACUUAUUCUGCUAUUUUAGAUGUUUAUGCUAGACUAGGUAGAGUUGAGGAGGUCCUAAGUUUGUAUGAGAGAGGGGUGGCUACUGGGUGGAAGCCUGAUCCUAUUACGUUUUCUGUGCUGGGCAAAAUGUACGGUGAGGCAGGGGAUUAUGAUGGUAUUAGGUAUGUUUUGCAAGAAAUGAAAUCUUUAGGUGUGCAGCCUAAUUUGGUUGUGUACAAUACGCUGUUAGAGGCAAUGGGCAAGGCUGGCAAACCUGGUUUGGCCAGGAGCCUAUUCCAGGAAAUGCUUGAUUCGGGUCUUACACCGGAUGAGAAAACUUUAACAGCGCUCGUCAAGAUUUAUGGCAAGGCAAGAUGGGCUAAAGAUGCACUGGAAUUGUGGGAGGAAAUGAGGUCUAGAAAGUGGCCAAUGGAUUUUAUUUUGUACAACACAUUGUUGAAUAUGUGUGCUGAUAUUGGUUUGGAGGAGGAAGCUGAGAAAUUGUUCCAGGACAUGAAGCAAUCAAAGCAUUGUAGGGCGGAUAGCUGGAGCUAUACGGCCAUGCUGAACAUAUAUGGGAGUGGUAGAAAGGUUGAUAAGGCAAUGGAGUUAUUCGAAGAAAUGUCUGACGUGGGAGUUGAACUCAAUGUAAUGGGUUGUACAUGUUUAGUCCAGUGCUUGGGGAAGUCCAGGAGAAUAGAUGAUUUGGUUAGGGUGUUUAAUAUGGCAAUAAAAGGAGGGGUUAAACCAGAUGAUAGGCUCUGCGGGUGCUUACUCUCUGUUGUGUCCUUGUGUGAAGGAAAUAAGGAUGCAGAUAAGGUUAUGGCUUGUUUGGAGCAAGCUAAUCCAAAGUUGGUUUCCUUUGUGGAGUCAAUUGAAGAACCUGAAACUAGCUUUGAGGCUGUUAAAGAACAAUUCAAAGCAAUUAUUAGCGACACUGAAGUCGAUGCUAGAAGACCCUUUUGUAAUUGCUUGAUAGAUAUAUGUCGUAGUAAGGUCCAGCACGCAAGAGCACAUGAGCUGCUCUACUUAGGAACUCUGUAUGGGUUGUAUCCAGGUCUACACAACAAAACUGUUAAUGAGUGGAGUUUAGAUGUCAGGUCUUUGUCUGUUGGUGCAGCUAAAACUGCACUUGAAGAAUGGAUUGCAACUUUGGCCAACAUAAUCCAGCGAGAAGAGGCAUUGCCUGAGGUAUUUUUGGCAAAAACAGGGUCUGGAACUCAUAAAUUCUCGCAAGGACUGGCCAAUUCCUUCGCUUCUCAUGUGGAGAAACUUUCUGCCCCAUUUAGACAAAGUGAAGAGAAGGCCGGUUGUUUUGUGGCAACAAGAGAGGAUUUAGUGUCCUGGGUGCAAUCAAGAGCUCCUGCUGCUACGGCGUAAAAUGAGGAGUCAAGCGAAAUUUAGGUGGACUGGAGGCGUAUGUCUGAAGAAUACAUGUAAUUUUGAAUUUUCUUUACAACAAACAUCGUAGGGUAGAAGAUGCCAUUUUAGUGAAAUGGUAAAUCAUAGCAUAAGAAAAUGUUUGUAGAUGCCAAGAGUAGAUCCUUUGGUUUAAGAGAAUAUGAUUUUUUGAAGGCCUGUCCUAAUCCUGCAUUAUAAUGAUAAUACCCAUGAAGUGAAUUGCUAAGUAA
This is a messenger RNA of Carica papaya (papaya), 2459 nucleotides long. RefSeq names its product pentatricopeptide (PPR) repeat-containing protein. Gene Ontology annotation, biological process: positive regulation of translation. Gene Ontology annotation, cellular component: chloroplast stroma. The record is from RefSeq and is a predicted model, not a curated record. Gene Ontology annotation, molecular function: mRNA binding; protein binding; rRNA primary transcript binding. Lineage: Eukaryota; Viridiplantae; Streptophyta; Magnoliopsida; Brassicales; Caricaceae.